AUGGGCUGUGUUUACUUGUUCAGUUUAGUGUUUCACAGACCCUUAGGUGAGAAGAUUAAGUCAUUCGUGUUCAAACGUUGCGUCAUGAACGUCCUAAUCCCACUGACUUUGUCGGUAUUCUUGCUCAAUCAAAAUAAUGCUUGGUUUAUAAAUCACAAAAAUUCAGGAGGUAUCGAAAAAAGUAAUCUUAAAUCAAUAUGGGAUCUACUAUAUUUUGAUAAAGAAAUAUUGGAACGUAAUAUCCCCAAAGAUACAUUAAAUAAAAAGAAAGUUAAAAGUUCCGACAUAUUUUCAUCUUUAAUGAAACGAACACAAACUUCUUUAACUCCAUAUGAAAGUAUUGAUGUAAUGAGUGACCUGAAGCAGUUUUUUGAUAAUAUAAGUGCUAAUGUUAAGCAAAUGAAAGAAACCCAGCAAUCUAAGAACAAUAUUCAAAGAAAAUAUGAUAUCUCUUAUCCUGGAAAUUAUUUUCGAGGACGUAAACCGUCAGAUAAUGUGAGAAAUUUUGUAAGAUACGAUGAUGGAGAAUCAUAUCGUGGUACAAAUAAUCACGACCCAGGAAUUUUAUGGACAGGACUUGGAAAAAAGAAACGUCGCUAGUAAAUAUGUAAUAUGCCCAACUCAAUCAACAGUAUCUGUCAGUUUUCGUCAAUCUUUACUUGCGCCUAUCAUUAAUCCAACAAUGGACUCAGAUGUAUACUAGUUUGCUACGCAUUAGUGAUGUUUGAUUUUAUUCCAAAAUUUCACUAUACCUAUUAAAAAUAAAGAUGUUUUCACAAUAUA
Molecule: messenger RNA, 783 nt
Organism: Melanaphis sacchari
Lineage: Eukaryota; Metazoa; Arthropoda; Insecta; Hemiptera; Aphididae
Exons: 4
Coding region: 1-600 (199 amino acids)
Source: RefSeq, a predicted model, not a curated record